AAGCGCACAACCAUGAUGGCGACGCGACGAGCGGACAGAUCCUCCAGUGUUCUUUCCUCUGUGCUUCUCCAAAUUCUACUUUACCUCUCUGCAUUCUACAGCCUCUUCUACUUCCUUUCCAGCCUCUGUAUGAUCAUCUACAAAAGUCAGAUGUUGAGUUACCCUGACAAAUAUUUGGCACUAGAUGUGUGCUUGCUCCUGCUGAUGGCUGCAUUUGAGAUCUUGAGAGUCUAUUGGGGAGUGAGAGGCAACCUGCAGGAGAGUGAGAGAUAUGUAGGUGCAAGUCUCCUUCUCACAGGAGCCACAGUUCUGCUCUCAGUGUACUACCUGGUGUGGCAGUCGUACGUGCUAAGAGCUGAUGUCAUCAUUAACGCCAUCCUGCUCUGCAUCUACGGCCUCUCUGUAGUAGCCAGCUUCGGAGUGCUUGCACGAUUCACCAGUGUUUACUCAUGACACACAAGGUCUGCUGAUGGUCUAAAUCUGUGUCUGCAGCUGCACUUCCUCUGAGUUAUGGACAUCAUACUCCCUACUGCACCAGUGAAUCUCCUCUGUCUCAGCAAAAACAGUGGUUUGAAGUAGGAUAAGAGAAUUGAAAAUAGACAAUUAGCUAAUAGAUACUGAAAACAAUCAGCGUAGUUAUUUGUAUUUUUUGUAUUAAAUGAUUUCCUUCUAUUUAUAAGGAUAUCUAGCACUGCUGUAAAAUAUCAGGUUUUGCAGCUGUAAUGUAACUCAACCAAAGUGACUAGAAGUGUGUACCUACAGUAAUAACCUGUCAAUUCUCAAACUGAUGUCAAUUUUAAAUGAUGAAGCAAUGCACUCACAGUGAUGUUCUUCAUAAAUAUAUUUUGAUAAGGUUUUUUAAUAUGUUAUAUUUUUCUUAUAAUAAAAGCCUCUCAAUUAAAAGA
Tachysurus vachellii is the source of this 905-nucleotide messenger RNA. Its product is annotated as transmembrane protein 80-like. The record is from RefSeq and is a predicted model, not a curated record. The coding region runs from base 13 to 453 and encodes 146 amino acids. The transcript has 6 exons. NCBI's taxonomy places the organism in Eukaryota, Metazoa, Chordata, Actinopteri, Siluriformes, Bagridae. Gene Ontology annotation, cellular component: ciliary transition zone. Gene Ontology annotation, biological process: non-motile cilium assembly.